CAUCCUCCCCUGUCCCUGUGGGCGUGUCCUACAACCUCACUUGUCCCUGUCCUCCUGUCCUGGUGUCCAGGUGAGGUGCUGGUCUUCCUGGACAGUCACUGUGAGGUGAACGUGGCGUGGCUGCAGCCGCUGCUCGCUCCGAUCCUGAAGGACCGCCGCACCGUAGUCUGUCCCGUCAUCGACAUCAUCUCUGCCGACACGCUGUCCUACUCGCCGUCCCCCAUCGUCAGGGGCGGCUUCAACUGGGGGCUGCACUUCAAGUGGGACCCCGUCCCUCCCGCCGAGCUCAACGGGCCCGAGGGCGCCGCCGGACCAAUCAGGUCUCCCACGAUGGCCGGCGGUCUGUUCGCCAUGAACAGGAAGUACUUUAACGAGCUCGGCCAAUACGACGCCGGCAUGGACAUUUGGGGCGGAGAGAACCUGGAAAUCUCCUUCAGGAUCUGGAUGUGCGGAGGACAGCUGCUCAUCAUCCCCUGCUCCAGAGUCGGACACAUCUUCAGGAAGAGACGUCCCUACGGGUCCCCGGGGGGACAGGACACCAUGGCACACAACUCCCUGAGGCUGGCACACGUCUGGAUGGACGAGUACAAGGAGCAGUAUCUGUCCCUGCGUCCAGAGCUACGUGAGCGGAGUUACGGGGACAUCAGCGAGCGCGUGGCGUUGAGGAAGCAGCUUCAGUGUCGCUCGUUCCGCUGGUACCUGGACACCGUCUACCCCGAGAUGCAGACCGCCGCCAACGGCAACAAGCCGCCGCCGCAGCAGCCGCUCUUCAUCAACAAGGGCCUGAGACGCCCCAAAGUCCUGCAGAGAGGACGGGUACCUGUCCACCACCGUCCACUCUGCACGCUCUCACUCACACACAGACACACACACACACACACACACACA
Molecule: messenger RNA, 888 nt
Organism: Plectropomus leopardus (leopard coralgrouper)
Lineage: Eukaryota; Metazoa; Chordata; Actinopteri; Perciformes; Serranidae
Source: RefSeq, a predicted model, not a curated record